UUGAAGGAUCAUGGCUUGCAUGCGAGAGAACUAUGUGGAUCCUAUGCGCUGCUUGCUUGCUCUGUUUGCAGGGUCCGUUUCUUGGUAACGCAGAGGAAAGAGUCAACGGUCUUCAUCAAUGGCCAUAUAUACACAUAGCAUGCCAUUUCAUGACUGGUGAUAGAUCACCUCCCUGCGCUCCAUCAUGCUCAUGUCCCUGCCCGCCCCUGAGCCAGAGCUCCUCGCCUCUUGUGCUGACGCAUGCAAAAGAAAGCAAAUUGCUAAGAUAAAGAGAACACGCCGCCGCUCCAAAAACUCCGACCUCUUCCGCCGAGUGCCUCUGAACUCCCCUUAUAUAUAACCGCCCGUUCUU
Molecule: messenger RNA, 352 nt
Organism: Parathielavia appendiculata
Lineage: Eukaryota; Fungi; Ascomycota; Sordariomycetes; Sordariales; Chaetomiaceae
Exons: 1
Coding region: 33-269 (78 amino acids)
Source: RefSeq, a predicted model, not a curated record